AUGGACAACAUGCACAGCUUCUGGCAGUUAGGGGAUGAGCUCCGCGGACACUCAAAAGCAUCUGAGGAUCACAAAUGGUUAAUGGUUGCUUCUAAGUUAGCUGAGCAGAGAUCAAAGGCAGAGCGCUUUAACAACCUUGAUCUUUCAAAGGGUCCCAUUGAAACAAGGCCAAGAGAUAAAUUUGGUUUUCAGGAGGAGAACAAAUUUGACACUCUUAACUUGAGCAUGUUAAACCUAGAAUCGAAAUUUAUUGAAAAUAUGAACAAAAGCUCGCUUCGGAAUGGUGUUUACAAUAUGAAUGCUGUGUACCAGAAAAACAAUGCAAACAUGUUGGGUAACAUGAACAGUAACAAGUAUAGUGGUAAUGUUCAGCUCAACAAAGAUCCACAUAGCAAUAACAAUAACAACAAUGAAAACAACACAAAUGCUACGGACAAAAGGUUCAAGACUUUGCCUGCAGCAGAGACACUCCCACGCAAUGAGGUGCUUGGAGGUUAUAUCUUUGUUUGUAACAAUGAUACGAUGCAGGAAGACUUAAAACGUCAGCUAUUUGGUCUGCCUCCAAGGUAUCGAGAUUCGGUCAGGGCAAUAACACCGGGGUUACCUCUAUUUCUUUAUAAUUAUACUACCCAUCAGCUGCAUGGAAUUUUUGAGGCAACAUGUUUUGGGGGCUCUAACAUAGAUCCAACUGCAUGGGAGGAUAAAAAAUGCAAAGGCGAGUCAAGGUUCCCAGCUCAGGUAAGAAUCCGUGUCAGAAAAAUUUGCAAGGCACUGGAAGAAGAUUCAUUCAGGCCAGUAUUGCAUCAUUAUGAUGGUCCAAAGUUUCGCCUUGAGCUCUCAGUUCCAGAGACCCUGGAUCUAAUGGACCUAUGUGAACAAGCUGGUUCUGCAGUCUAA
This is a messenger RNA of Vicia faba (fava bean), 897 nucleotides long. The record is from the annotation of a GenBank genome assembly. NCBI's taxonomy places the organism in Eukaryota, Viridiplantae, Streptophyta, Magnoliopsida, Fabales, Fabaceae.